AUGCCGGACUCGCUAAACAGAUUCAAUAAAGAAACACAAGAAAUUAUAAGUCAAUGGUGGGUUAAUAACGCAAAAAAAAAUAAUAAUGACAACCUUGAAGAAGUAGAGGAUACUUAUAUCGAUCCAUUGUUGCUAGUAAUAGAAUGGAAUGAUGCUGGGUUCCAAAAUCGAAAUUUUCAAAAAACUAAUGUGGUUGCUAUUAUUCAAGCAUUCGAUGGCUGUCAACAAGUAAAACCUGACCAAGCAUAUCACGUCGGAAACACAAUUGUGUCCCCAUCGCAAUCCAUCUUUAGUGUCUCCGAUACUCGAACUCAUUGCAAAGCACAAUUAGCUGAAGACAUCGUAAGUGAACUUAGGGAGUUAUAUUUUCAAAGAAAUCGUGCAUCGUUAGGCAGAGUUUACGAAGUACAAGCCACCAAAAAAGGCGUGUUCGAAAUCAGGGAACAUCGUAAAGUGUUUUAA
This is a messenger RNA of Entrophospora sp. SA101, 462 nucleotides long. The record is from the annotation of a GenBank genome assembly. Lineage: Eukaryota; Fungi; Glomeromycota; Glomeromycetes; Entrophosporales; Entrophosporaceae.